AUGUCAAACGAUGCUAAAAAGGACUUGAACCUCAAUACGGAGGAAUUGACCAAGGAAGACCUCAAAAAUUUCGAUCCUGACAAUUUGAUCUUAAAUAUGGGAGGUCGGCAAGUUCCCUUCAGUGCUAUCAAUAAGCCCCACCAUGUUGUUUUAGAUGCAAAGGACCACGUUCCUAUCCCUGAUACAAAGGAUUUCCCGGGGUUGACUCCUGAGGCAAAGGCCAGAGACGCUGAGCGGGCUGAAGCUAAAGCCGCUCUGCAAAAGACAGACAAAGCAGCAGAUAGUUGA
Messenger RNA from Diutina rugosa, 288 nucleotides. RefSeq lists its product as uncharacterized. Bases 1 to 288 code for a protein of 95 amino acids. The transcript has a single exon. The record is from RefSeq and is a predicted model, not a curated record. Lineage: Eukaryota; Fungi; Ascomycota; Pichiomycetes; Serinales; Debaryomycetaceae.